ACGCGCAGGCUGUCAAGCCAGAGAGGACUGGGACGCUUGGAGGCGCAAAUGAUAAAUUAUUCACUUUUGAGCAUGACACACCGCUCCAAAACAUGGGGCUCUUCACUUCUCUGCAUUUAUUAUUAAGAGAAAUUGGGUUAUUUAGUAUAUUUACACAUCAAUUUUAUUUUUGUAGUAUCAUUUACAUGUAGGCAACAGUACAGGGUUUGAUUUUUUUAAUUUAGUAAUUCUUGAUAGAAUAAUUAAUUUUGUCGGUCGGAACAAAAGUUGUAAUAAAAUAAACAAACAAUGGCUCUAUCGCAGGUCCAGUGCUUGAAUGACAACCAUGUGAACUGGCCGAUGCAAGAGUCCAAGCCCGAGUUCUUCUACAGCGAGGACCAACGGCUGGCUUUAGAAGCGCUCGUUCAUGGCGGACGAAAGGCAUUCCACGACUACAUCCAGGAGCACAGCGUGCGCCAGUUCUUGUCAGAGCUGGAGCAGAACCAGCUGACAGAAGUUGCUGAGCCAUACCAGCCAGAAUCGGAGGGAGAGGGAGCGGAAGACAGCGAAGAUGAAGCGGGAUCCCUGCAAUACUGGCCGGAGCGCUCUGACUACUCCAUCCCCGAAUUAGACAUAGGUUGGCCUGAGCGCAUUUCUUACCGAGGAGUGACCAGAGUCAGCGUGUACACGCAACCGCCAAUGGAGGGACAGACCCACAUCAAAGAAAUAGUCAGAAAGACCAUUACGCUGGCACAGAAGGUCAUCGCCGUGGUGAUGGAUCUGUUCACAGACGUGGACAUCUUUAAGGACCUGCUGGACGCCAGCUUCCGGCGAAGGGUGGCUGUGUAUAUCAUCCUGGAGGCCACGGGAGUGCCGCACUUCCUGAGCAUGUGCGAGAGGGCGGCCAUGCACCGGGGACACCUAAAGAACCUGCGGGUGCGCAGUGCCGGGGGGACGGUGUUACACACGCGUUCUCUCAGGAAGGUGUGCGGACUGCUGAGCCAGAAGUUCAUGUUUGUGGACGGAGACAGAGCUCUGUCGGGGUCUUACAGUUACACCUGGAUGGCAUCCAGACUGGACCGGAACCUCAUCACGGUGCUGACGGGCCAGACUGUGGAGACCUUCGACGAGCAGUUCCGCCAGCUCUACUCCCAGUCUGAAGGAGUGAGUCUCAGCGAGAUCAGACUGGAGGCAGAGCCUGAGCGUCACCCGGCCCCUCAGGUGGCAGCCUCGCCCGUGCCCUCCCCCGCCACGGCCCAGAAGCUCAUCAACCCCAUGUACGCCCUGGUCUGUACCAAUAUCAAGGGCAGCGUAAACUCCACCGGCCCACAAGAUGCCGUUGGGGGAUCUGCAGAGAGCAGCAGCACCAGGGCUACUGGCCGUCCUGGACCAGCGGUCAAGGUCCUACGACGGCCUCGGGAGGCAGCGGAGGGGGCCCCAAUCCACCCAGGCCUGCGGGGCCUGGAGCAGGCCAACCUAAUCCAUUACCUGCCCACCUGGCCAGAGCCCGACCCACCCAGUGAUGUCAUUGGUUUCAUCAACAUCAGGGACAGCAGCAAGCCCCCGCAGGCCCACCUGACGCGCUCUGAGCUGUUUGAAACCUCCCAGCCUGUUCGCUUCAAGACCCCCCUCAUACUGCCAGAGGAGCCCGUCCCUGAAACUGCCUGUCCCAGGCCUCAGCACAAGAACCUCAGAACCGCCAUGGGCACCACAGAUGCUUCAGGGGUACAGAAAGAGACCAAAGAAGUUUCCAGCAUCUCUGUGAUGUCGGAGGAGUAUUACGAGAACCUUGAAACCACCAACCGCCCAAUCACCACAGACGCUCCAGAGGUAGAGAAAGAGAGAGAAGAAGUUUCCACAACCUCUGUGACGUUGGAGGAACAUUACGAGAAGCUCACAACUGCCAACGAUCCAAGUGCCACAGACACUCAAGAGGUACCGAAAGAGGUUCCCAGCAUUUCUAUAAUGUUGGAGGAACAUAAUGAGAACCUCAGAACCUUGAACCACCCCAGCACCCCAGACACUCCUAAGGAACAGAAAGAGACCAAGGAAGUUUCCAGCAUCUCUAUGACAUCAGAGGAACAUCAUGAGAACCUCAGAACCGCCAACCACCGAAGCACCACAGACACUCCUAGGGAACAGAAAGAGACCAAAGACGUUUCCAGCAUCCCUGUGACGUUGGAGGAACAUUAUGAGAACCCCCCAACUGCCAAUGACCCAGGCCCCACAGACACUCCAGAAGUAGAGAAAGAGCCAGAAGACAUUCCCAACAUCUAUGUGAGAUCAGAGGAUGAUCAGGAGAACCUCAUAACUGCCAAUGGUCUAAGCACCGCAGAAGAUCAGGGGGUAGAGAAAGAGGCGACGGACGUUUCCAGGAUCUCUGUGACAUUGGUGGAACAUUACAAGAACACAGAUCGGGCCUCGCCUGGCUCAGUCUGCAAUGGGUCGGUGCAAUCAGACGUCCACAGUCAGGCUGAUGAAGUAAACGCAGCCAGGGCUUCUGAGCCAAUGGUGAAGCAGCAACUGCAGAAGCAGCCACACCCGCAACAAGCAGCAGCCAGGGGCCUCCCAACAUGCUCACAACGGAAGCAGGAAAAAAGGCCAACACACAGACAGGUGCAGACAGACGGGCGGAAGGUGAUUCAGACCACCGACAUCCACUACCAGCAAGGGGGUGAAGUGCGAGGCUUGGCCAAGACAGCAGGCAGGAGGUUGGAUGGUUGCAUCCACCCACCCAAUUUGGCAGGGGCCAUCAGAGGCGGUCACUCAUUAUGGCAUGGCAAACAGCUGACACAGAGCAGGCUGGGCCGGGGCGGCAACCACCCGUCCCACGACCAGCCGCCCCGCAAUCAGCCGUCCAGCACCCGCAGCUCCCUCUCCCGCCAGCUUGCCGAAACUGGGCUGGGGAUCCAGACCUCCCGCGGCCCCUACAGACAGCCGCAGAGACAGCCCCAGGCCCAGCAGGGCAGGGCCAGACUCCCUCACCAGGCCCCCGCUGCACAGAGGCCCCCGGGCCCUCGCAGGGACGGACCAGCUCCCCCCGGCCUGCCGUUUACCAGGCACGGCCAGUUUCGAGCUGUGAACGGCACGGCGCCAGAGGCCCAGCCGGGUAGCUUGCAGAAAAAGGCCCUCCUGGGGAAGGAGCCGAUUAAUGGCGGCCAUUAAUCCAGCCCCUCCGCCGUAAGUAAACAGCCCAGCCACACAGGCCGGCCUGCGUCCGGAGACCGCUGACGUGCUCUUCAGCACAUUCUCCUCAUCCUCAGAUCUGCUGAUUCUUUACUGAAUUGGGGCCAGUGUACACUGCCGUGGAAAAGUAUUCGCCUGAUUCCUCAGUUCCUGUAUUAUUGCAUAUUUGUCACACAGAAUGGUUUCAGAUCUUUAAAAUGUAAUAUUAAACAAAGGGAACCUGAGUAAACACAAGACAUUUUGUCAAUUAUUAUUUCCAUUUCUUCGUGGAAAACGUUAAGAAACAUCCUGUGAAAACGGAACUGCCCCCAUGAAUUUAAAUGACUGGUUUCACCACCUAUAGCAGCAAUAACUGCAACCAAACAGACGUAAGUUCAGGAUUGUAUGGGUGUGUAAAUGUAUUGAAGAAGGAGGGAGACUGGGAGAGGGUCAAUAGAGGGAUUGCUGAGAAACAGCAAGAACUCCACCGAUUCUUACUUUAGGAAUGUUUUCCCUGCUAUACACUCAGUGAGCACUUUAUUAGGUAUUUAUUACUUACUUUUUAGACUUAUUGGUCUUCUGCUGCUGUAGCCUAUCCACUUAAGAGGUUUAACACGUGUGUGCUCUUCUGCAUACAACUGCACAUUACUGUCACCUUCCUGUCAGCUUUGACCAGUCUGGCCCUUCUCCACAGACCUCUCUUAUUAACAAGGCAUUUUUUCCCGCAGAACUGCUGCUCACUGGAUGUUUUUUUGGUUUUCGCACCAUUCCCUGCACACUCCCAGGAGAUCAGCAGUUUCUGAGAUAUUCAAACCACCCUGUCAGGCACCAAAAAUCAUUCCACAGUCAAAGUCAUUUAGAUCAUAUUUCUUCCCCAUUAUGGCAUUUGGUCUGAAAAACAGCUGAACCUCUUGACCAUGUCUGCAUGCUUUUAUGCAUUUACUUGCUGCCACAUGAUUGGCCGAUUAAAUAUUUGCAUUAACAAGCUGCUGUACAGGUCUACCAAAUAAAGUGCUCAGUGAGUGUAAGUUGAUAUUGUAAUACAUUUAAUUUCUCUAAUUUUGCUGAUGCUUAAUACAUAUCAUACCUUUACCUUUACAGUCACUUGAAGUGUUCAGCAACAGAGUUAAACCAGCACACCCUUAGCCUCUGCAGGUCCAGGAAAGCAGACCCCUGCUAUUGCUGGCCCAGUGACCCUAAAUCCAGUCACAUGUCUGUAGCACAGACAUCACAGAUCCCUUCUGUAAUUUACAACAGUGGACUGUACGAGCAUUUUAAUUUCCUCAAGGCAUAAGUAAAAAUGUCCCACCGCUCAAAGCAGGACUGAUUAAAUUGUUGUGUAUUUUAUUUCUGUACAGAAACAUUGUGUUUAGAAUUUGUUUUAGUUUUUUGUUUUUUAAAUAUAUAAAAUGUUUCUGCAUUGUAAGCUACAGUGUGUGGUGUGUGAUGCCAUUUUGAUCUGAUGGAUGGCUGACCUGUCUGCUGAAGCUCAUGGUAGAAGUGACUUUGUGAAAUUAUGGCCCUGGUGUUCCAAUGAAAAAUUAAGUUAUUCAUAAGUACGUAUUAAAUAAGUAUGUAUUUUAAGUUGAAAAUGCUUUAUGAAUAUACCAUAGGUCAGAAUAAAUCACCAAAAAUGUAUAGGUUAUUCAUACUUUGUUCAUUUGAAUUGUGUUUAACUUGCACUUUAAGCAUCUAUGAAAGAGAAAGUAAAGGGGAUACUAUGUAACAUACCUGUGUACAUAUGAUUUUGAAUUCCAUAUUUGAAGAGUAAUUUUUGUCAGCCUGUAAGCCUAUUGUUUUGUUGAUCAAAGAUUGUGUAAACUAUGUUAAAAUGCCUACCAGCAGUGUGAAGGGUGGAAGCCUUAUUUUGUCAACAGGCUCAGUCACAGUGAAUGAGCAAUAGAGAGCGACUAUCUGCUUCUAUUGAGAGUUCUGCCACUGUAGAAAAGAGUGGAUAGUGUUUGGAGAACAGGCUUUUGAAAACAUUGGAAGUGACAGUCUUUAGCCCAUAAUAAAAUUCAUGUUUGCCCUUAUA
Conger conger (European conger) is the source of this 5179-nucleotide messenger RNA. RefSeq names its product protein FAM83G-like. The transcript has 5 exons. The record is from RefSeq and is a predicted model, not a curated record. NCBI's taxonomy places the organism in Eukaryota, Metazoa, Chordata, Actinopteri, Anguilliformes, Congridae. The coding region runs from base 289 to 3144 and encodes 951 amino acids.